AUGCAGAUCCUCCAACCUACCCUGAAGUCCCUGUCACUUCGAAAACUCCGACGAUCCAACGCCAUCAAAGUCCUCCUGGCCAGCGCACUUCUCUGGUCGAUUGCCUACACCUACUGUCGAACUCGGUUCUGGCGAGAUCCUCAUUCGGCCUUCUUCAAUGACCGCCAUGUCUACGAAUGGAGAUACAGUCUCUACCGGGAACACGAGGCCCGGCGCCUGAUCACCAACCACAACACCCUUGCAGAGAACUUCACCUCCUACACGGGAGCAGGAUCGAACCCGUUGGUCUGCGCAGCUUUCCUGAUCGUGAGGCGCGAGGAGGAGAAUUACCUCGAAGCCUCGGUGGGGUCUCUGCUCGAGGGAUUGACUCCGCCGGAGCGCCGUGCUCUCUUCCUCAACAUCAUCUUCGUAGACACGGAUCCCAGCCAGCAUCCGAGCUGGGGACAGAACUGGAUGCAUCGAUUAGCGGAUCACGUUGGAUCAUACCAGAACAUCUCCCUGGAACAGUUUCACCACCUGCAGGAAUUGGAAAAGGCGCGGAACUUCUAUGAGAAGGGAAUGUUUGACUAUAUCCACGCGCUCGCGGCCUGCAUGGCCACUAAUACAACAUAUCUCGCGAUGUUCGAAGACGACAUCAUCGUAGCAGACGGCUGGAUGGCUAAGACCCUCAAGGGCCUGUCGGAGAUCGCUCAAAUCCAGGAGCUCGAACACAACAAUCAAAACAAACCGUGGGUCUACCUCCGGCUCUUCUUCACGGAGACCGCGCUGAGCUGGACGUCGGCGGACUUUGCCUACCGCAACAUAGGCUGGAUUUUCAUCCGGGCAUCGUUGUCACUGCUCGCCGCGCUCAUGGCCGUCCGCCGCUCCUGCCCGUCCAGUCACGCCUACCUCGAUUACCCGACCAUCGGCGCGAUCUCCUUCGUCAGCCUCCCGGCUCUGAUUGGACUGGUCUACAUGGUCGGCAAAUACAGUCUGAUGCCCCUGAGCGGCGUGGUGGAGAUGAACGCCCACGGCUGCUGUACCCAGGGGUUGGUUUUUCCUCGUGACCAGGUCGACGCGUUGAUCGUUCAUUUGAGCAAGGUGAGGGCCGGGCAGACGGACUCGAUCAUCGAGGAGUAUGCAGAUGCACAUGGUCUGACCCGGUAUGCUCUCGCGCCGCAGCAGCUGCAGCAUGUGGGUCUGAAGUCGAGUCGGGAUAACCUCGAGAUCAACACGCGGAGCACGUGGGCGUUCUGGUUUGAGAAGAACACGCCUGCGGAUCUGAGGAAAGAGCAUGAGGAUCUGCUACGUGAUAUUGAUGUUAGACGGCUCUUGGAUGGACAUAGCUGA
Messenger RNA from Aspergillus brunneoviolaceus CBS 621.78, 1329 nucleotides. RefSeq lists its product as uncharacterized. Gene Ontology annotation, molecular function: glycosyltransferase activity. The record is from RefSeq and is a predicted model, not a curated record. Bases 1 to 1329 code for a protein of 442 amino acids. Gene Ontology annotation, biological process: GPI anchor biosynthetic process. Lineage: Eukaryota; Fungi; Ascomycota; Eurotiomycetes; Eurotiales; Aspergillaceae. The transcript has 2 exons. Gene Ontology annotation, cellular component: Golgi membrane.